This is a messenger RNA of Neodiprion fabricii, 3191 nucleotides long. Its product is annotated as sphingosine-1-phosphate phosphatase 1-like. Gene Ontology annotation, molecular function: sphingosine-1-phosphate phosphatase activity. Lineage: Eukaryota; Metazoa; Arthropoda; Insecta; Hymenoptera; Diprionidae. The transcript has 5 exons. Bases 568 to 1914 code for a protein of 448 amino acids. Gene Ontology annotation, cellular component: endoplasmic reticulum membrane. The record is from RefSeq and is a predicted model, not a curated record. Gene Ontology annotation, biological process: sphingosine metabolic process; phospholipid dephosphorylation.
CAAGGGCCCGGAGGUGAUGUGAUCCGCAGAGAUAACGGCAAUAUCAGGCAAUAUACUGUUGCUCCAGUACUAAUCUCUACUGAACCUUAUUCUGUAACUUAUAUGACAGUGACAGAGCUAAUAAACGUCAUUUUGACCAAUCAGAGAGAAGCUUUAAACAGAAAAUCUUCUUUAACACCCGCGACGCCCGCGACUGAGUUACGGAAUCCGGGGCGUAGAGACACUGAAACGGUAGAGAUCAGUCAAUAACUUUCUGGAUUACCAUCCAUUGAGUUAUAGAGAGAGAGAAAAAGAAAGACAGAGAUGCCAAAACAUGCUCGGAAAACAGUUCAUCUCUAAACUUGCUUAGUCGUGAUUGUAGACCACAGUAGUCUGCAGUAGCCGCUGGUACAGAUCCUUGAUAACGUCAAACAUGUUGUAACAUGGUGAUCGCACACGUACGCCGCGGCGCAUUUUGUCCUAGUAGAAUACAAAAUUAAAACUAUUUUAAGAACGUGAUAAUAUAAAUUAAUAAACUACUUGUGUGUUGCAAAUGAUACGAAAGGAUAAACCAGAUUACUGAAGUACAUGCAGGAGUAUCGGAGUAUACACCGUCUGUUCUAUCCCAAUAAAGUAAAUUUGGAAAAAAAAAUGUGGUCAGAGGCUAUAGAAUACUUCAAAGACCCGCAACAGGUUGCGCAAAUCCAAGAGUUUUUUGGAGUAAGAAUACACCACAAUCAAAUACUGCAACACAAAAGUGGAGAUGGAAACUCGGUGAUGGAUUUCCCUUAUGAUAACGGAAAUGUAACAAAAACAAUAAGAAGAAAAGUAAAUAGGAUCAAUGAUGAACGGAGUUCAAGAAAUGAAACCAAUGGUUAUGCAACAAGCGAAGACGAAGCAAUGCCCACAUCUAGUUCGGAUCCUCCCCAGUUUACAAUAACAAAUCAUAUUUGGUAUUACUUAUUUUUGUUCGGUACAGAACUUGGGGACGAAAUAUUUUAUUCCACUUUUAUUCCAUUCUGGUUCUGGAAUAUUGAUGGUGCUGUUGGACGAAGAAUCGUUUUAGUUUGGGCCGUCGUUAUGACAAUUGGUCAGUGCUUGAAGGAUAUAAUAUGCUGGCCAAGACCUGCAUGCCCGCCAUCAGUCAGAUUACAAAACAAAUGGUCCCAGGAAUACGGCAUGCCAUCGACUCACGCCAUGAUCGCUGUUUCUAUUCCAUUCAGUGUUGUGCUUUUCACGAUGAACAGAUACGUUUAUUCGUUUACCAUCGGUUGCACUAUCGCUGUUCUUUGGUGUACAUUGGUCUGUGUGAGCCGAAUUUAUCUCGGAAUGCAUACAGUGCUGGACAUUCUUGCUGGCCUGGCUUUAGCAAUGUUUCUAAUGAUUCCCCUAGUGCCAUUGGUUGAUGCAACAGACUAUUACUUUCUAACAAAGGAUUGGGCUUUGGCCAUCUUAGUUGCUAUCAGCAUCGCUACUGUGGUAUAUUAUCCCUGUAGUGAUAAAUGGACUCCUACAAGAGGUGACACUGCCAUGGUAGUGUCGGUUACAGCCGGGGUCCACGUUGGAGCAUGGCUAAAUUACAGAACCGGAGCAAUGUCAACGCCACUACUUCCUCCACCAUACAAUAUUAUUUGGCCAUCUUAUCCAAUGCUUGGGCGUACAGUAUUGAGGACAAUAUUAGGAUUUUGCUGUAUAAUAGCAACAAAGGCAUUGUUUAAAUUUCUCAGCUAUGCAACAAUGUGUGCGAUACUAAGAGUAAAUUCAAAAGAACUGAUGAAAAGUCGGAACUGUUUAGAAAAUCGAAACAAGGUCCUUGUUGAUUUGGUUUAUAAGUAUAUCACGUGUUUUAUGAUCGGUUUCAACGCUGUUUACCUAUUACCAAAUGUUUUUAGUAUGAUCGGAAUUGAAAGACCAACCUUUUAUACAGAAUUAUAGUUUUAGUAGUAACGGGCACUUGAUCUAAAAUAGAUCUUGCAUGUUCAGUGCAAAUACAAAUAACGUACUUACACGUAUUCAUCACUUAUCAUCAUGUUCUACAUCCAAAGAGUACUGAAAUAUCAGUACGAAUUAAUAUUUCAUAACAGAGGAGAACAUAAGUAUUGCAUUCAAUCUGAUAAAACCAUCGAAAACUGAGAAAUGAAACAAAAUAUUUGUUCACUUGAUGUUUAGCAAUCGAACAUAGAUAGUAAUGUAAGGUUGAAUAAUGUGUUUUGUACUAAGCGGUAUCAUUCUCGAACAUCUAUGUAUUUUGAAAAACAAUAUUUAUUCGUGGUUCGCCUAAUUUACAAGCAAUAUUUACUCCUGAUCAGUGAAAAUUCUGGCAAAUCGUGAAAGAAUUGUAACGAUCGAAAAUAUCGAUUAAAGUUCCAAUCCCCUGAGCAUAGUUUGAAUAGAGAUUGAACAUAGCAACAAAAUAAGGCUCAGAAUUAUUUGAAAAUUUUGCUCAAUCCAAAUCGUGUAUGAUCAGACUAGUAGGACUAGUAAUUAAUUCUGCUGGGAGCUAGACCCUGAUAAAUUGAUAGUCACAAAAACGAGUAGCCCUUGCUUUAUUCCCAUUUAUUGAUGCGGUAAAUGAAGCGAAACCCUGACUAAACUUGCUUGCUUGAACACAGUGUUGAAUAUCUAAAAAAUUUAUCGCUACACCUACUGCCCCACUGUAAACGUUCAAUGAAUGUCUUUAAUGCUCAGUUGAAUGCUAUCAAAGUUUUAGAUCACGUAUUUAGUAUUCACGAGUCUUAAUGAUUUACACCAAAUAAAUGAAUUAUACACAAAUAUAUAUGUAUAUAUUUAUAAAUCUUACAGCUUUUUGUUACUAAAGAAUCAUUUGAUGUUUUCAAAACGAAUAGAUUCAAUUUGCUCAUGUAAAUUUAUAUUUAUAUUUACCUGUUUUCUUUUUAACUGUACAAAACUUAUUUCUUUAAAAUAACUGUCAUGAAACAUAUCCAGUGGCUAUGAAACAUUUGCUAUUUUAAGAAUCAAAAUGUCUAUUCCAUACUACUUGUCACAUACAUUUUUUUUAUAGCAAAUGGUAUAAUUGAAUAUUAAGUGAAGUCUAGAAUUGAUGAACGUUGGUUCAAUUUCAAAGCUUUUGUAAUAAUGAUAUUAACAACAUAGCUUUAUUUUUGCCGAUUUAUUAGGCAGACUUGACUAUUGCAAGUGUAAUUUAAGGAUUUAAUAUCGUAUUUAAGAUGUUAAUAAACUAAUUAUUUGGA